Salvia hispanica is the source of this 2224-nucleotide messenger RNA. Lineage: Eukaryota; Viridiplantae; Streptophyta; Magnoliopsida; Lamiales; Lamiaceae. The record is from RefSeq and is a predicted model, not a curated record.
CAUCAUUAAAUAAACUCAAGCAACCAUUUUUUUUUUUGUUUUUCUAAACUUUUCAGGAGGUUGAAUCACAUGCUCUCCUCUCUCUACAUUUUCUAUUGAUAAUUUUUUUAUUUGACUGAGCACUCCAAAGUGAUUCUUCCAGAUCUACACUGAAAAGUUUUUAGGCCGUGGAUGAGAUUAUAGCCCUUUGUUGUUCUUCAAGAAGAGAGUGGCCCAUUAAUUUCUUGUCAAAAAGUAGAGAAGCCGGUAGGCAGUUCAACAUGGAGAGGCCCGGGGGAGAUGAAGACAUGUUGGAGGAGGUCACCAUCAACAAAGAGCCCAACAUCGUAGAUUUCCAGAGGCUGAUGGAGCUCACAAACUACAGUGACAAGGGUAACUGGCAGCUGGCCGAGUUGGUGAAGAAUUGGGAGUUCAAGCAGGCGAACGUCGUGCGCCUCUUGAAAGAGGAGCUCGACCAGCUCAGCAAGCAGCAGCAGGAAGUGGAGCUCAAGAAGCUCGAGAUAUUGGAGGAGCAUCGGUUUGAGAAGGACAGGUAUGGUGCGGACAAGCGCCCUAUCUCCAUUCUUGACCAAGAUGCUCCCGAGAGGAGGAAGGACGACGUCGUCUCCCAAGGGGAGAUUGUGGCUAUAGACGCACAGUAUGACAGCGUUGUGUACUGGAAGCAGCGAGCAAUGCAUCUUGAGAAGCUUCUGGAAGCUAGCCUUCAAAGAGAGCAAGUGUUGGUGGAGAAAUUGCAAGAGAGUAUAGAUAGUUUGGAGAGUCAGUCGGCUCCUUUGGAGGAGCUGUCUCAGGUCUUGAAGAGAGACGAUAACUUCUUGCAUUUCGUCCUCCAAAACGUCCCUGUUGUUAUAGGCCACCAGGAUAAGGAUGUGCGUUAUAGGUUCAUGUUCAAUCACUUCCCGAGCUUGGGAGAGCAGGACAUCAUAGGCAAAACGGACGUGGAGAUUUUCACUGGCGCUGGCGUGAAGGAGUCCCAAGACUUCAAAAGGGAGGUUUUGGAACGCGGAUUGCCUGCAAAGAGGGAGAUCACGUUUGAAACGGACCUGUUUGGUCCGAAGACUUUCUUGAUCUACGUGGAGCCUCUUUUCAGCAAGGCAGGAGAGACCAUUGGUGUGAACUACAUGGGAAUGGAAGUCACUGAUCAGGUCAGGAAAAGGGAGAAGAUGGCAAAACUUAGAGAGGAGAUUGCUGUGCAGAAGGCCAAGGAGACGGAGCUUAACAAGACGAUCCAUAUCACAGAGGAGACAAUGCGCGCGAAACAAAUGCUGGCGACAAUGUCUCAUGAGAUUAGGUCUCCUCUCUCCGGAGUUGUGAGCAUGAUGGAGAUUCUUGCAACCACUAACCUUGAGAAAGAACAAAGGCAGCUGUUGAAGGUGAUGUUGUCUUCUGGAGAUUUGGUUCUACAGUUUAUCAACGACAUCCUCGAUCUCUCCAAGGUGGAGUCAGGAGUUACGAAACUGGAGGCGACCAAGUUUAGGCCGAGGGAGGUAGUGAAGCUCGUGCUCCAGGUAGCAGAAGAUGUCCCAAUAGAGGUUGAAGGAGAUGUGCUAAGGAUUCAACAGAUUCUUACUAACUUGAUCAGUAAUGCCAUAAAAUUCACUCAUGAAGGAAAAGUUGGAAAAAAUCUGUAUGUGGUUCCAGAGCCGAGCGAUGUAAACGAAAGAGGCUCGGAGAAGAAGUCUCGAGAUCAAUCGACUCUUUCAGCCAAUACUAAUGACAAUGGACAUGCUGAUAACAGCCCUUCUUAUGAAGAACCCGAGCUCAACAACAUGUCCUGUGACCAAAAUGGUGAUCAAAUGGAUCAAGACAAGGAGAGUCGAACGAAGGCUGAGGAACGAGUCCGUUGUGAUGUCUACGACACUGGCAUUGGAAUACCUGAGCAUGCUAUGUCGACUUUGUUCAAGAAAUAUGGUGGGACAGGAUUAGGCCUUGCAAUCUGUAAACAACUGGUUGAACUCAUUGGAGGAUAUCUGACAGUGUCAAGUGUCGAGCAACACGGCUCUACUUUCACAUUCGUGCUGCCAGUGACGCCGCCACAGCUGCUGCUAAAGCCAAGUUCGAGGCUGUAGUUUUAAAUGCACAGGCAGUAAAUUAAAGCAAAAUGAGCAAAUCUUUGCAGUGGGAAAGAAAUUCAAAAAUACAUUUUCGUUGUUUCAAAAAUUGAAAGCCUCUUCAUAAAAGCAAAGGCAAACACCAUAAUUUACUUCCUAUCAUACUUUCUACC